This is a messenger RNA of Paraphaeosphaeria sporulosa, 490 nucleotides long. RefSeq lists its product as uncharacterized. The record is from RefSeq and is a predicted model, not a curated record. Bases 145 to 345 code for a protein of 66 amino acids. The transcript has 2 exons. NCBI's taxonomy places the organism in Eukaryota, Fungi, Ascomycota, Dothideomycetes, Pleosporales, Didymosphaeriaceae.
CAUCACACUCACUACCAUUCCAAUCAACUACUCUUCACUUUACUUCACUUCACUUCACAGUCACUCUUUCUGCCCGGUCGCAGCUUCCUUCUAAUCAACGCUCAAACUUCUCCCAUCAGCAACCAACCAACCGACUCAAUCAAAAUGAAGUUCUUCGCUAUCAUCGCCAUUGCUUUCGCUUCCGUUGCCGUUGCCUGCAAGGACGACAACAUCUUCUGCGCUCCUGGCAUGGGUGCUUGCAACGCCCCUGACGCCAACUGCGCUAAGAAGCGCUCUCCCUUCACCGUCGCCCGCGCUAUCCUCCACGCGGACGCUGAGGCCCAGAUCAACGCCGACACCGAGUAAGCGAUCACGCGAACACUAUAGACAACAUUAGAUGGACAGUAUUGCAUUGGAGGAGUUGGAAGUUGGUGGCAUUUUGGGGGUAUUUGAGUAAAUUCGCAUUCAGUCAUUACCGAGAUAGAUUUUAAAUUGAUUGGAUUGAGUAGAA